AUGGCCGACGACGUGAAGUGUUUGAAAAAAUUGAAAGCUUUGCGAGAAGGGGUCAAUUGGGAGAUCGAAGAAGAGCGACGUGAGCUUCUUGAUCAACUUGAUUCUUUAAUCAGCGAUUGGGAGGGCCAACUUCCAAAUCUCCGAGACAUUUUUCGACGGGAAGAAAUUGAUUGGCUCCUCACAGAGUCAAUUGACGGCCAAGAUGAGCCCACUUCGCUCAUGGAUUUUGUGAUCAAGACAGGUUACAAAGACGAGCCCGAAGCAGGCCUAACUCACUUUCAUAUGGCCUGUGAGUAUUGCCUUGAAGACAUCGUCGAGAAAUUCCUCGAUCACGGCCAGGAUCCUAAUGGCCUCUGGCCACCAUCAGGUGAACCGCUGAUACACUGGGCUGAGACGGAGGGAUCGCAGGAGAUGUUUGAAUUGUUGCUGAGACGUGGCGCCGACCCGAACUUGCCUAACAAGGACGGAUUGACUCUUCUGCAAAUAAUUUGCUCGAGUGGCGACGAUGCAUUGGCGGAUAUAAUCUUUGAGCACAGCAGCGAAAAGUACCAGGUUCAGCUCGAUACCCGAGACAAGUUGGGUAAUACCCCGCUACAUACGGCUCUGGAAAAAGGGUUCAAGUACAUAGCCGAAUUAUUGUUGACAAACGGCGCAGAUCCUAAUGCAGUCAAAGAGGAUGGAACGACUCCUUUGCACAUUAUUUGCAACCAAGAAGAUAAAAAUUAUCACUGGUUCAUUGGUAACGCUGGUGAUGAUUCCACGUUGGAGUUAUUUUUCAAGGUCAACGAGGAAAAACAUCAGGUGGUGCGAAUCGACGCCCAAGACAAGAUGGGUAACACGGCGUUGCACUUGGCUCUGCUGCGCGAUGACCAGCAGAUGGUCGAACUACUGCUGAGAAAGGACGCUGAUCCUAAUUUGGCCAACAACGAAGGAUUGACACCUCUGCACAUUGUUUGCAAGAGACGCGUCGAUUAUGAGAACGACGAAUACGACGAUUAUGACUACGCGAAUGAAUUCUUCAAUAUCAUCGACGAAAAACGUCAAACGUUGCGAGUCGAUGCCCGAGACAAUUUGGGCAACACGCCAUUACACUAUGCUGUGGCCGACGACCAUAGAGAAAAUACCAUCGAAAAGCUGCUAAGCAAAGGCGUCGAGCUGAAUUUGACCAACCAAGAUGGAUCGACUCCUCUCCACGUUAUUUGCACGAGAGACCCUGAUCCAGACGAUGAUUUGCCAAAAACGUUUCUCAAGCUCGUCGAUGAUUUCGGUGAUUGGCUGCAGUUCGAUACCCGGGACAAACGGGGUCGGACGCCGAUGCAAUUGGCCGUGGCGAAUUUCAUGCCGCACGUGAUGCGCGCACUCUUCAAGCACGGCACUCAUCUCUACAAUCACGCUAUGUCGAACUUCACUUUUCCCACCGAAAGUUACUUUGGCGAGAGAUACAAUUCAGAGAAUAAAUUUCAACUAGCGUCUGGCGCUCUGGCCGUCGUCGAGCAACUCGAAACAAGACGAUACAAUUUCGGCCGAAGCAACGCCCUGACGGUUAUGAAAUUUUUCCGCGCACGCGGAUUGUUCGAUAAAUCGGCGGAUGAUCCUCAUAAAAGUUGGUGCGACGACAAGGUGUUUACAAACAAGGCGAAAAAUACAAUGGUAGCGCAUGGGCACACAUGGAUGACGCUCUACCAGCUGAUCCAAUUGCGACCUGAAAAGGCGGCGAAAGAACUCACGUACUGGGACUACUACAAGUUGGCGUUCAGCGAUCCCGUCGAGGAGGCUGUUCAGGCUUGCGCUGAGCAUCUGUGCGAAAAGGUAGCGAGAGGAUUUUUCCUACGAUGGGCCCUGGAUCCUUUCUUGGAGAUGACGAGCCACCAACUGCCGACCGAGUGCUCUGACAUGAUCAUCAAGCAGCUAAUGAACGAAGAUUUAUGCAAUAUUUGCUUGGCGGCUGCAAGCCAAAAUUAA
This is a messenger RNA of Trichogramma pretiosum, 1962 nucleotides long. Its product is annotated as ankyrin-1-like. Gene Ontology annotation, molecular function: protein binding. Lineage: Eukaryota; Metazoa; Arthropoda; Insecta; Hymenoptera; Trichogrammatidae. The record is from RefSeq and is a predicted model, not a curated record. The coding region runs from base 1 to 1962 and encodes 653 amino acids. The transcript has 2 exons.